GGGCGUGCACCUCGCACAGGCUCCGCGGGCUGCGCCGUGCGUGGGACCCCGAAUGGCUCCUCGCAGGAGCGGGACCCGCGAGCUCGCGGACGCGGACGGAGGACACGCACCAGUACAAAAGGGGGGUGUGGGCCGCCUGCCACCCUCGGCCGUCCAAGAUGUCGAAGGGAGAUCUGGCCGAGCCCGGGUCACGCGGGCGUGCCCUGCGCAGCCCCCUGGGAAACAGGCCUGGAAUUCGUGUUGGGAGCAGAGUGGGGGAAGGGGAGCCAGCAGGGAUCCCGGAGUUAGUGCCCUAGGCCGGCCGCUGGGAAAGGACCCUGGCCGCGAAAUGGAGAAUUCGCGCUGACCUCACCGAGGAAGGUGACUCCCAAGGGCAGCAGUGUGAUUCCUUCACGAAGGGCCACGUUUAUUUAUGAAGCCAGUCUCCAUUAAGGUCACUCUGCCAGGCUUAAAGGCCGGAGCUCGUGGCCUCAUCGGGGGAAGGUUGGGCUGGUGAGGACACAAAGAUGACCGCCCUCGGGGUGCGCAGAGCCUCACACGUGUUUUCUCUCCCCCUCCCCGCAGGUAAGGCUGGCCUCUCUGGGUUCAGAGGUCUGAGCUGUGCCAUGGGGGUAGGGGUGUCUUUAUUACUGCAGUUUUCUCUAACAUCCGGAGGCUACCGGAGUGUGGGUCGAAGCAGGCGCUGCAGCCGCAGAAGUAUCCUCAGGAACAUCCCCAGGAGGAGCUGGAGAAAGCCUCAUCCCCAGCUCUGCAGUCUCCAGGAGGAAGAACCCAUGCUGGAACGACGCUGCAGGGGCUCUGUGGCCAUGGGCCCAGCCCCGCCUCGACUCCUUUCUGGGCGGUCCCAGGAGUCUGCCCAGACCCUGGAGAAGGAGUCCAGCAGGCUGAGGCACCGGGGCACUCUAGUGGUCCAGCCAGGUGGCCAAGCUCCUGGCAAGACUCAUCGCUGUGCCCACUGUCGAAGGCGCUUCCCGAGCUGGGUGGCCCUAUGGCUCCACACCCGACAGUGCCAGGCCCGGCUGCCCCUGCCCUGUCCUGAGUGCGGGCGACGCUUCCGCCAUGCCCCAUUCUUAGCGCUGCACCGCCAGGUUCAUGCUGCUGCCGCCUCGGACCUGGGCUUCACCUGCCACCUCUGUGGGCGGAGCUUCCGGGGCUGGGUGGCCCUGGUUCUGCAUCUGCGGGCGCACUCGGUGGCAAAGCGGCCCAUUGCCUGCCCGGAAUGUGAGAGACGCUUCUGGCGACAAAAGCAGCUCCGAGCUCACCUGCGGAGGCGCCACCCUCCUGCCCCCGAGGCCCGGCCCUUCAUCUGCGGCAACUGUGGCAGGAGCUUUGCCCAGUGGGACCAGCUGGUUGCUCACAAGCGGGUGCAUGUGGCCGAGGCGCUGGAGGAGGCAGCAGCCAAGGCUCUGGGCCCGCGGCCCCGAGGGCGCCCGGCGGUGACAGCUCCCAGGCCGGGCGGAGACGCGGUGGACCGGCCCUUCCAGUGUGCCUGCUGCGGCAAGCGCUUCCGCCACAAGCCCAACCUGAUCGCCCACCGCCGCGUGCACACAGGCGAGCGGCCGCACCAGUGCCCCGAGUGCGGGAAGCGCUUCACCAACAAGCCCUACCUGACCUCGCACCGGCGCAUCCACACUGGUGAGAAGCCCUAUCCGUGCACUGAGUGCGGUCGCCGCUUCCGGCACAAACCCAACCUGCUGUCGCACAGUAAGAUCCACAAGCGGUCGGAGGGCUGCACACAGGCUGCCCACGGUGCCGGGAGCCCCCAGCUUCCAGCCGCGGCCCCCGAGUCCUCAGCGGAGCCGUGUCCCCAAAAGCCAGCCCCGGAGGCUGCAGCCGAGCCCAUGCCCGCAGCCCCCGUGGAGCUGCCGCGGGACCCGGCGGAGGCGCCCGCGUCCCUGUACAGCUGCGACGACUGCGGGCGCAGCUUCCGCCUCGAGCGCUUCCUGCGCGCGCACCAGCGGCAGCACAGCGGCGAGCGGCCCUUCACCUGCGCCGAGUGCGGGAAGAACUUCGGCAAGAAGACGCACCUGGUGGCGCACUCGCGCGUGCACUCGGGCGAGCGGCCCUUCGCCUGCGAGGAAUGCGGCCGCCGCUUCUCCCAGGGCAGCCACCUGGCGGCCCACCGGCGCGACCACGCCCCCGAGCGGCCCUUCGUCUGCCCGGACUGUGGCAAGGCCUUCCGGCACAAGCCCUACCUGGCCGCGCACCGGCGCAUCCACACCGGCGAGAAGCCCUAUGUCUGUCCCGAGUGCGGCAAAGCAUUCAGCCAGAAGUCGAACCUGGUGUCCCACCGGCGCAUCCACACCGGCGAGCGGCCCUACGCCUGCCCCGACUGUGACCGCAGCUUCAGUCAGAAGUCCAACCUCAUCACCCACCGCAAGAGCCACAUCCGGGACGGCGCCUUCUGCUGCGCCAUCUGCGGCCAGACCUUUGACGACGAGGAGCGGCUCCUGACCCACCAGAGGAGGCACGAUGUCUGAGAGGGGCCCUGGGCUACCUGCACCACAGGAGCGAGGCACUGGCCCGAGGUGCUUGCCUGGGUGCUGGUGGAGGGGACAGUGGGAAUCCCAGAAGGGAUAGAAGAGGCGGGUGAGCCGGCCCUGCUGGAGCCAGUCCGGUGGGCAGGGAACCCCUGUCAGAGCCAAAGGACCCGGCGUCCAGCUGGCGUUCCUAAGGUUCCAUCCUGACUGUCCUGUGCUCUGAAAACGUAGCAAUAGCAGCUCCAUCUACCCUUAAAGCCCUGGCUAGAGGAGCCACCAGUGGGAGGGAAGCUGCUCCAUCCUCUGGUGUUAACGCCUUAAUGUCCCAGUCUCUACUGAGUUACUUCAGGUCACUUUGGAAGUAGGUGUGGAACAGUCCUGAGUAAGUGAGCACUCACAAAGGGGAGGGAAAAUGGACCAGCUGCGCACACUUCGGGGAACCUGCUGGCCUCCUUAGGCAGCACAGGGCUUUUUUUCAGCACUUAGGUGAGGCCAAGCUGCUCUUACCUGUCCCCCUCCCCGCUGCCCUUGCAUUAGAAUCCCGCACUUGGAGAGGUCCAUCUGCUGUUAGCAAGUCCACCCUCUUCCUCCCAGAAGACCCGGUCUGGCUCUGUCCCCUGCCCCUGCUGGUGCUGAGGGCUUUCCUGCCUGUUUUGCCUGAUCUGAUGAUCCUCUUGUUCAUCUAGAGCUCACUGUGUUACGGGAGGAACUGGCCUUUUGGUGCAGCCCAAGGGAAGGUCCUAGGGCGUUUCCUGUGCAGCGUUUCCAGCGUGUGGAUGGCAGCCGCUGCCUGAGCACUGAGGCCAUGAGAGCGCCCACCUCCCGAGGCCCUGGGUCUAUCGUAGGAUGAUUCUAAUGGUUAGAAAUUCCACCUCAUGAUUGAAAUCUGCUUUCCUAUAAUUUCUACCUGUUGGGCCUUGUUGUGUCUUCUGGAUCUAAACAGAACAGCUGUUUACCUUCCUUUUCAAGUUAGAGAAUAAAGAUUUGGUUUUAGAA
Molecule: messenger RNA, 3476 nt
Organism: Chinchilla lanigera (long-tailed chinchilla)
Lineage: Eukaryota; Metazoa; Chordata; Mammalia; Rodentia; Chinchillidae
Gene: Repin1
Product: replication initiator 1
Exons: 2
Coding region: 507-2480 (657 amino acids)
Cellular component (GO): nucleus
Source: RefSeq, a predicted model, not a curated record